This is a messenger RNA of Pungitius pungitius (ninespine stickleback), 2787 nucleotides long. Its product is annotated as calpain-2 catalytic subunit-like. Bases 109 to 2211 code for a protein of 700 amino acids. Gene Ontology annotation, cellular component: cytoplasm. Gene Ontology annotation, molecular function: calcium-dependent cysteine-type endopeptidase activity; calcium ion binding. The transcript has 21 exons. Gene Ontology annotation, biological process: proteolysis. The record is from RefSeq and is a predicted model, not a curated record. Lineage: Eukaryota; Metazoa; Chordata; Actinopteri; Perciformes; Gasterosteidae.
GGGUGUGGAGACAGUUAAGCUCCAUGUACAACACAGAGCCCGUCCAACGGAACAAACUCACUCAGGGAGACGGCCGAAGCAAUAAAGACGGUUCAAUAAUCUUUCAAAAUGUCCGGCAUUGCGUCCAAACUUCAGCACGGCCGAGAAAAAUCACACGGAAUAGGAUCCAACUCUCAUGCAGUGAAAUACCUCAACCAGGACUUUGAAUCGCUGCAGAGAAGCUGUCUGGAGAGAGGACAGUUAUUUCAGGAUGACAGCUUUGAGGCUCUGCCCUCGUCCUUAGGAUAUAAAGAUCUCGGACCCGAUUCCUCCAAAGUGCGAGGCAUCACCUGGAAAAGACCCAAGGUGGGUACAAUGAGUAGACAGUUUUUACUUUUUUUUUUUACCAGGACUGAUAUUUGCCAAGGAGCCCUUGGUGACUGCUGGCUCCUGGCAGCCAUCGCCUCCUUGACUCUGAACAAAGAGGUGUUGUCUCGCGUUGUCCCCCACGACCAAAGCUUUGAGGAGAAAUACGCCGGCAUCUUCCACUUUCAGUUCUGGCAGUUUGGGGAGUGGGUGGAUGUGGUGGUUGACGACCGCUUGCCCACCAAAGAUGGAGAGCUGCUGUUUGUUCAUUCAGCGGAGGGCUCAGAGUUUUGGAGUGCGCUGUUGGAGAAGGCCUAUGCCAAAAUAAAUGGAUGCUAUGAGGCUCUUUCCGGAGGCAGCACCACUGAGGGAUUCGAGGACUUCACGGGAGGCAUUGCAGAGAGACAUGAGCUGAAGAACGCAGAUCCGCGCCUCUUCAGGAUCAUUAAGAAGGCCUUGGAGAGAGGCUCCCUUCUGGGAUGCUCCAUUGAUAUUACCAGUGCGUCUGACUCAGAAGCUGUCACAUAUCGCAAGUUGGUGAAAGGCCACGCCUACUCUGUGACAGGAGCGGAGCAGGUAAGUUACAGAGGAGACCAGGUGCAGCUGAUCAGGAUUAGGAACCCAUGGGGUGAGGUGGAGUGGAACGGAGCUUGGAGUGACAAGUCUUCUGAGUGGAGAUAUGUGAGUGACGGUGACCGAAAGAGGCUGACACACCGCUGUGAGGAUGGGGAGUUCUGGAUGUCGUUUUCCGACUUCCUGCGGCAAUAUUCUCGCCUUGAGAUCUGCAACCUCACCCCUGAUGCGCUCACAGGCGAUGAGUUCAAGAAAUGGAAAGAGUCAGAGUUUGAAGAAACGUGGAGACGAGGCGUUUCAGCUGGUGGCUGCAGAAACUUUACAGAUUCCUUCUGGAUGAAUCCUCAGUUUGUCAUAAAGCUGGAGGAGGUGGAUGAUGACCGUGAGGAUGGUGAGGAGGGCUGCACCUUCAUCGUGGGCUUGAUGCAGAAGAACAGGCGGCGUAUGAGGAAAAUGGGGCAGGACAUGGAGACCAUCGGCUUUGCCAUAUAUGAGCUGCCUGAUGAGUACUCCGGCCAAAGGCAAGUGCACCUGAAGAGAAACUUCUUUGUGCGCAACUGUUCAGCAGCGCGCUCCGAGACCUUCAUCAACCUGAGAGAAGUGAGCAACCACUUCUGUCUCCCCCCUGGAGAAUACCUCAUCGUCCCCUCCACCUUUGAGCCCAACAAGAACGGAGACUUUUAUGUGCGGGUGUUCUCCGAGAAACAGGCAGCUUUCCAAGAGAUUGAUGAUCCCGUAGCCUGUCAUGUUGAGAAGAUUGAUAUCGAUGAAGAUGACAUCAGUGACAGAUUCAAGAGACUGUUUGGACAGCUCGCUGGACAUGAUGUGGAUAUUUCUGCAUUUGAGCUGCAGAAAAUCCUCAACCGAGUGGUGGUGAGGAGAGAAGACAUUAAAACCAGUGGGUUUAGCCUGACAACCUGCCGCAACAUGGUCAAUCUGCUCGAUAAAGAUGGAAGCGGAAAGCUGGGACUGGUAGAAUUUAAGAUUCUGUGGACAAAGAUUGAGAAGUUCCUGGAUGUGUACAAAGAGAAAGACACAAACCAGAGUGGCUGUAUGAACUCAUCGGAGAUGCGGAUGGCUGUUGAGGAGAUCGGUUUCUCUCUCAACACUGCUCUGCAUCAGACAAUCCUGGCCCGCUACAGUGAGGAAGACUUCACCAUUGACUUUGACAGCUUUGUGUGCAGCACGAUCCGCUUGGAGUUACUCUUCAACAUCUUCAACACCCUGGAAAAGAAUGGGUCCGGUGAGAUAGAAUUGGGUUUCAUGGAGUGGAUGAAUCUGGCAAUGUUGUAGAAAGAAGUUCUGAGCGGUAAUGCUUGAAGAAUCCGGCGUGGGGUUGAGGGUCAUCCUUACAGAAUAAUACAAAUAUUGAUUCUUGUGUACAACUGUAAUGGAUAUUGAUAUGGAGGGGAAUCAUGUAUUUGUUUAUCCACGAACACAAUAAAGAACCAAUGUUCCACAAAUACGAAUGUGUUUAUUCAGGGUUAUGAUUACAUACAUGUAAGUGUACGGAGUGGGUUUAAGUAGGCUGCUAAGAGGUCAUCUUUCUUGGAAAUACACUUUGCAGAAUACACAAGAGCACAAUGCUUUAACUCUCAUGUCAACACCUCAUGUUGUUAGUUAGCUUAGCGUAGCAUAAAGGUGUCGCUAAUACCAAUGCAAUGAAAUGAAACAAUAUCCAGAACCGUAACCUAAAUUCUUGGCAAGAAAACUGUAUCUUCUAAAAUGUUGUACUGGUCAUUUAAUUCAACGGUUCUGCUACUGACGGAUGAAAUCUAUGAUCAGAGAUUUCAAGCAGCUGUUCCAAAUUAUUUUUUGCACUAUAUACUGCUUUGCCACACAGUCAACAAGAAGGAUGCAGUCACCAUU